Messenger RNA from Closterium sp. Naga37s-1, 798 nucleotides. The record is from the annotation of a GenBank genome assembly. Lineage: Eukaryota; Viridiplantae; Streptophyta; Zygnematophyceae; Desmidiales; Closteriaceae.
AUGGGUGCCCAAACGAAGAGUCUUCGCUUCGCUUUUGUCCUCGCGCUAACCUUCGCGAGCCUGUCCUCCCUCCACGCGGCGGCAGCAUCGGCCCGUCCCGGUGCCCCCAAGAUCGACGCGAAUGCGGCUCUGCAGCCCCCCCGCAGACUGGCGGAACGUUACGACGUGGCGACUGCUGCAAAUUCGGCGAACCUGGAUAAGGCGCGCAGCUUGGAGGAGGAGGAGGAAUUGCCCUCCCACUUGGGGGGAGGGGCUGACUCGUCUGCAAAUUCGGUGAAACUGGACAAGGCGCGCGGCGGCGGGGAGGAGGAGGAAGAGGGCUUCCAUUGGGCAAUGGGGGCUACCACGAAUGACCGCGCGGGUAGUAACCCCGCGAGUAACAGCGCGGCUGAUCGUGCGGCUGAACCCGUGGCUGGCUCAAAGCCAGGAGGAGGAUAUUUCAGCGGAUGGACGAAGGGACUCAGUAACAGCUUCUCGAACGCAGGGACCUCGUUCACGAAUGGUGUCAUAAACAGUGUCGAUGCCGCCCGAAAAAAUGCCAUCAGCGCCAGCAACAGCUUCGCGGAGGGUGUCCAAAACAGCGCCGCGGCCGCCAGAGACGCGGCCGACUAUGUGGCAAACAACCCGGCGAAUACGGCUGCGGGGCUCGUUGUUGGCGGAGUGGCGGGGGGACUGAUGGCGGGAGCCGGAACGAUUGCGCGCCACGCACACACCGCGACGAUGGAGGAAAUUGGGAGCUUUGGCGCGGGGGGCGCGGGAGUAGCGCACCUGCCAGUGCUGGGGCAGCCACAGCCAUAA